CUUUGGAUUCGGGCUGUCUGAGGCUGCAGUAUAGGGCGCGCUCCCGCUCCAAACAAAGAAACCGUGUAGUAGCAUCACAUCUAUUCUGCUGCAAGACCAUCCUUUUCCCAACACCGACCUUACUAAACCUGAAGCAACCAUGACGGCAAACGGAACCAGCGACAUGCUCAAGAUCCAGUUUGGGCUCAUCAACUGCGGGAAUAAGUACCUUACCGCUGAAACCUUUGGGUUCAAAAUCAAUGCGUCCGCUACCACCAUGAAGAAAAAACAAAUUUGGACCUUGGAGCAGAACGGGGACGACUCCAACAUGGUCUUCUUGAAGAGUCACCUGGGCAGGUAUAUCGCGGCCGACAAAGAUGGCAAUAUCACAGGUGACAGCGAGACCCCCGGCGUGGACUGCCGGUUUAUAAUCACGGCUCACGACGAUGGGCGGUGGUCCCUGCAGUCUGAGCCUCACAAGCGCUAUCUGGGCGGCACAGAAGACCGGAUCACCUGCUUCGCCCAGACCAUCUCCAUCGCCGAGAAAUGGAGCGUCCACAUUGCAAUGCAUCCCCAGGUCAACAUCUUCAGCCUCACGAGGAAAAGAUACGCUCACCUAAGCGCCAAGCAUGACGAGAUUGCCAUCGACAGGGACGUCCCUUGGGGGGUCGACUCCCUGGUCACUCUGGUGUUUCAGGACCAGAGGUAUCACCUGCAGACCUCAGACUAUAGGUUCCUGAAAAACGACGGGGCGCUAGUUCAGAAGCCUGACAAGACCACUGGGUACACCCUGGAGUUCAGGUCUGGAAAGGUGGCGUUUAGGGACUGUGUUGGGAAAUACCUAGCGCCUUCUGGUCCAAGCGGAACGAUGAAAUCUGGCAAGAGCUCCAAGGUCGGGAAAGACGAGCUGUUUGUCAUGGAGCAGAGCCAUCCUCAGGUGGUGCUGACCGCUGGCAACGACAGGAACGUGUCCAUUAGGCAAGGCAUGGACCUGUCUGCCAAUCAGGAUGAGGAGAGCGACCAGGAAACAUUCCAGGUGGAGAUCAGCAAGGACACCAAGAAGUGCUCGUUUAGGACCUGCACUGGGAAAUACUGGACCCUCACUGCCAACGGAGGACUGCAGUGCACUGCCUCCACCAAAACUGCCAACUGCUACUUUGACAUUGAGUGGCGCGAGAAGAAGAUCACUCUGAGGGCCACCAACGGGAAGUACGUGGCGGCCAAAAAGAACGGCCAGCUCGCCGCCACGAUCGACGCGGCAGGCGACACCGAGGAGUUCCUGAUGAAGCUGAUCAACAGGCCCAUCAUCGUGCUGCGCGGCGAGCACGGCUUCAUCGGGUGCCGAAGGGUGACCGGGACCCUGGACUGCAACCGCUCCUCCUACGACCUCUUCCAGCUGGAGUUCCACAACGGGGCCUACAGCCUCAGAGAUUCCACCGGGAAGUACUGGAUGGUGGGGAACGAGUCCUCGGUGGUCAGCAGCAGCGACGCGCCCGUGGAGUUCCUGCUGGAGUUCUGCGACUACAACAAGGUGGCCAUCAAGUCCUCCGAGGGCAAGUACCUCCGCGGGGACCACGCCGGCGUGCUGCGGGCCACCGCCGACGCCAUCGACAGCUCCACCAUGUGGGAGUACUAGACGCACUUUAGCUAACCGCCGUGGCUUCCCGCUUUAUUUCACCUUUUCAGGUCAGGUUUGGGGUUUUUUUUUUUUUUUGUUGGCGGGGCUGGGUCUCGGGCGGAAGGGGUCGGGGGGAGUCCGGGGCCGUGCCCGCUGGUUGACCGGGCACACGCACCUGGGUUGCGUUGGCAGAUUAGCCCAGGGCUUAAAGGUGUGUGUGCCCCCUCAACCUACUGGUCGUGGCCAUAUGCUGACCCCUCCACUGGACUGAGUCCCGCCAACAGUUUUCCUUUUUUUAACAAAAAAUCUGUGGUUUUGCAUGCAUGCGUGGGGUUCGGACGGUUGAAAGGGACGCACGCCGUCCAUGGGGGGGCUUUGAAGGGAGGGUUUUAAAGCUGGGGGGUCAGCGUCUCUGGCCAGCCCCCUCGUAAAAGGUCGGUCAUACACCACAAGCUGCUCCAGGGCAUCUGAUCCCUCCAUAUUAUCAGAGGUGGAAUAUCCAAGGGUCAGAAAAUGAAAGUCAUGCCUUGUGGUUCUUCACCCAUCAACUCCCAUCAGCUCAUUUGACUAAUUACUUCUACCUCCUGGCUGAAGAAUUAUGCUUAUUAGCAAAUCCAGUUGAUUGGAAAUAAAUACUGGGGAGGACAUUUCAUUUCUGAACCUGGAUUUUACACCACUGCAUUUUUUUUGUUGCUAUAUCAUUUCUCUUACACCAUGCUCAUUUCUGGCAAAGGCGAAGACGAGCAUUCUCACAGGGUCGCUGAAUUUCGGAGUGAGACUAGCUCCCGUGUCUGUCCGCUUUUUGCCAGCCCCUCUUCGACAAGCACACUUUCACAGACAUGUGACAUCUACACACCCAUAGAACCCAUUACCCCAAGCGUUAUGCUCUCCCUGAAAAAAAUCUGCACAGUGUAUUUGAUGCUAAUGCUAAGUGUUUGAAUUGUACAGACCAGUCAAUGGCAGUAUUCAAUGGUAUGUUUGCUGUGUUUUACAUUUAUCACAUGACUUUCAUUUCUCACCGUAUAAUUGGUCUGGUACUUAAGGAAAUGCCCCAAACACCAGUAUUGCCAUGCCAUACAACACUGUCUUUGUGUCCUUAGCUAUUCAUCUAUGGGAUGUUUGUGAUGUUAUGCCAACUUGUGUAUCUUGACUGGAGUCUCUGUCUGUGGUAUAAAAAUGUAUUUCAAUUGCUCAGAUGGAGAAAAUUGGAAACUGGAAAUGAAUUCUGUUUUUGGCUUAGGAAGAACAUGCAAAAAAUGUAACCCAUCUCAGUUGUGUUGCUAAGCAACUGCUAAAGACCUGAUUCACAGCCUGACAGAAAAGCAAACACCAAGCAAUGUGAAGAUAUGAAACAGUGUAAUUUACUUUAAAUGGAAAAUGCUCUUUGCGGCUGACAUGUGAUUCCAUGGAUAUUGCCUGUACUGUGUGGUUCUGUAUCUGACAUUUGUAUUGACUGCAGGUUAUAAGUUAUUGUUGCAGGUUCAACAUGUUUAAACCAGUGCAUUUUUUAAAAAGUCUGUCUUUCACACACAUGAUUACUUGGGGGUUAUUGCAGCUGAUAUGCAGGGUCACGAGUGUCAAAGAAAUGCAUUUGUCAGGAAUGCAAAUCCUCUAACUGGAAAAAGUAACCGAACUGCGUUGCAUGUUGUGUCCGUGAGCAGGGUAGCGAUUGAGCACGCCCCUAGUUUUGAGGCUGUGUAACCGGCCGCAGGGCGCUAAUUUCAUAGCGGAGAGAUGUUUUAUAUUAACGAGUCGACCACCAUGAAGUUCCGCGACUGUUUUCAGCGAGCGUAAUGUUAGCUUGAUGAGCUGUCAGCUAAAGAACGAGUGAGACAGUGCAACAGACAAACAGGGGAAACGUAGGAAUGAUCUUGUGUAUAUUUGUUAUGAUGAAAAGUAUUUCGACGCGCAGCACAAUAAACUAGGGUCGUAUCGCCGGGCAGAAUAACUUGAGUUUAAUGCUCUUGAAAUGGCGGCGUAAUGCAUUUCAGUCAUAUUCCGCAAAUCAUAUAAACACCACUCUGUGCCGGUUCUAGGCAAACGGCUUUUAGUAAAAUGCAGGAAAGUUCCUUAGAGGGAGAUGGAUGCUUUCGUCACGUUCAAAAGCACGCGUCUUUAUCAGUACAAUCUCUGAACGAAUCACAGGACAUUUUAUCUUUGCACACAACGCGCACACAUUAAUGAUUGGUACUGCAGUAUCACAUGGGACAUCUACAGCAAUAAGCACCAAGUGCAGAUUGUGUAGCAAGAAAAAUAGAAAAUGCCCAGUGCUACCUUGAAAGUGUCUUGCUCUCCAGUGUCACCAAACGAAGUAACGGUGCAGAUUACUACUGUGCCAUAUGUUGCCUUUGGCCUUGGACUUCAUACAAGUCAUCCAGGAAAGUUAUCUUUUGGACCGGUGCCUGCUUUUACCAGUUCCAUUACAAUAAAGUAACAAUUUUCAGUUCAGAUGGCAAAGGACGGAGUACGGUUACAGGCUGGGGAUGUUUAUGGAAUAUUCGUGAGGCAAAAGGAAUGAUAGUGGUCAGAGUAGUGGUCAUCCAAAGCAUUCAUUCCAUUUGUUGAUUUCGGAAAGGCAAAUCUUUUUUUUUUUUUUUAUCAUUUUGAUAAUGUUCGUAAAUUUUUUCUUAUGUGCCAUUUGUAUAACUUAAAAUCCAACGUCAAAUAAAGUUUGCGUAUGAAA
Anguilla rostrata (American eel) is the source of this 4280-nucleotide messenger RNA. Its product is annotated as fascin-like. Gene Ontology annotation, biological process: cell migration; actin filament bundle assembly; establishment or maintenance of cell polarity. The record is from RefSeq and is a predicted model, not a curated record. Gene Ontology annotation, cellular component: actin cytoskeleton; ruffle; cytoplasm. Gene Ontology annotation, molecular function: protein-macromolecule adaptor activity; actin filament binding. The transcript has 5 exons. Lineage: Eukaryota; Metazoa; Chordata; Actinopteri; Anguilliformes; Anguillidae. The coding region runs from base 140 to 1615 and encodes 491 amino acids.